Salvia splendens (bonfire salvia) is the source of this 1096-nucleotide messenger RNA. RefSeq names its product 4-hydroxybenzoate polyprenyltransferase, mitochondrial. The transcript is spliced from 7 exons. The annotation marks the transcript as partial. The record is from RefSeq and is a predicted model, not a curated record. Gene Ontology annotation, cellular component: mitochondrial inner membrane. Gene Ontology annotation, biological process: ubiquinone biosynthetic process. Gene Ontology annotation, molecular function: 4-hydroxybenzoate polyprenyltransferase activity. Lineage: Eukaryota; Viridiplantae; Streptophyta; Magnoliopsida; Lamiales; Lamiaceae.
GAGGUGAAUCGGCGCCGUCUCAGCAAUGGCAUUUUAUCGCCUCGCACGAACUGCUCGGAGCCUCCAGCUCCGCCACCGUCACUCUUCUCUCUCCGCCGCGCACACUUAUUCCCACUCGCCUCCACCCUCCGCCGGCUCAUGCCGGAAAUCGUGUGAUCGCUUCCAAGUCUCCGGAACUUUACACUGGGAAAAUAAAUUUAACAAUGACUGCAAUUCGUUGCGGUCUAUUGGAGCCUAUCAUCGUCUUCUUAAGUAUUCAAGCUUUUCAACUGCGCCAUCCGAUGAGAAACGAGAAGAGUCGAGAAUUUCCAAGGUUAAUGAAUGUGAUCGGUCGUGGAUAGAUGUUUAUUUACCGGAAACGGUGCGGCCCUAUGCUCAGCUCGCGCGGCUUGACAAGCCGAUUGGGACUUGGCUCCUGGCCUGGCCCUGUAUGUGGUCAAUUACGAUGGCAGCAGCUCCAGAUAGCCUUCCGGAUAUUAAGAUGAUGAUGCUUUUUGGUACAGGGGCGUUGCUGUUGCGUGGGGCAGGUUGCACUAUUAAUGAUCUAUUAGAUCGAGAUAUUGACACCAAGGUAGCAAGGACAAGGUCGAGGCCCGUAGCAAGUGGUGUACUAUCACCAUUUCGGGGGCUUUGUUUUCUUGGCUUUCAAUUGCUUUUAGGGUUGGAAAUUCUUCUGCAGCUGAACAAUUAUAGCCGCGUUCUUGGAGCUUCAUCUCUGCUGCUCGUCUUUUCAUACCCUCUGAUGAAGAGACUGACUUAUUGGCCUCAGGCCUAUCUUGGAUUGACAUUUAACUGGGGUGCUUUACUUGGUUGGGCUGCUGUUCGAGGAAGCCUUGAUCUGUCUGUAGUGAUCCCACUUUAUGCUUCUGGUGUAUUUUGGACCCUAGUUUAUGAUACAAUUUAUGCACAUCAGGACAAGGAAGACGAUAUGCGAGUGGGUGUGAAAUCUACGGCAUUGAGGUUUGGAGAUUCAACAAAAGUAUGGAUUUCUGGGUUUGGGGCAGCAUGUAUCAGUAGCCUUGCUCUUAGUGGACUCAAUGCAAAUCUCGAAUGGCCAUUGAUGGGGUACGUACUAAACAAGCCCAAUAGCAGUGAC